Molecule: messenger RNA, 1119 nt
Organism: Geosmithia morbida
Lineage: Eukaryota; Fungi; Ascomycota; Sordariomycetes; Hypocreales; Bionectriaceae
Product: Helix-loop-helix DNA-binding domain
Exons: 3
Coding region: 1-1119 (372 amino acids)
Source: RefSeq, a predicted model, not a curated record
AUGGAGGCACAGCCCAGGCCUCAGCCUCCCAAGGCUGCCGGCCUGACCAAUAUCCUUAACAAGGAAGAGCACCCGGCCAGCACCAACGGUGCGCCGCCGCUGCGUGAUUCCGGCUUCUACUCGACGGCCGACGUGUCGAGUAAACAUACUUCGGCCGCCUCCUUUGUCAAUGGCAUGAGCCCUGCCCCCUCGGGCUACCAGUCGUCGAUCGACAAGACGCCCUCCCCCGUCGCCGGCCACGUGUCCCACUCACUCGUCUCCCCGCCCGCCAGCCACAUGAGCGUCGCCUCGAUGGUGUCGCCCGCAUCCUCCCACGGCCCCGAAAUUCGCCGACCGGAGCACCAGUCCUCGAUGGAGUCGACCCAGAGCGCUUCGACCCUGGCCGGCGGACCCGACCCGGCACUGCUGUCGCGGCGCGAGAGCGUCGACAGCAGGAUCAACCAGGGCCUGAGCGACAUGCGCCUCGGCAACUCUCCCUACGCCACCCACAACCACUCGACCACGUCCAUCCAGAACACGCUCAACUCGCAACGCCACCCGCGCGCCGGCCUCGACGCGCCCCCCGUCCAGCGCAUCUCCAACGGCUACGCCCCCAGCGCCGAGCGCAACCCCGAGUCCAGGACCGCCAGGACCGCCCCGGCCAUCACCGGACCCGCCACCGGCCACAUCGCCCGCGCCGCCGAGCCCACCAAGGGCCAGGCCUGGGCCUUCCCCGAGGAGGAGACGAUACAAACAGCCAUCAACGAACACCGCCACCAGAAAGAGUAUAUCCAGACCAUCCAGGCCAAGUACCAGGCGCUUGCCCACGAGAACGACGUGCUCCGCCGAGAGCUCCAGGCUUACCGAGGGGAGGCCCCCGGCUCCCAGUACCGAGAUGCGUCCUCGCAGCCGCCGCCCCCGCCGCCGUCCGCCUCCGCACCGGCACCGCCGCCAUCGCAGCACGCCGGCGGACCCUACGAGUACGCCGCAGCAGGGUCGUCGAGCAGCAGCAGGACAGAGCUGCCGCCGCUGCGGUCGCUGAGCAGCAGCAUACACGGCGGAGGGGGGCCCGACUCGAUGAUGGGAGUGCAGUAUGACACGCCCGGCAGCGCCAACGGAUAUCGCCAGGAGCGUUACUAG